AUGUCUGCAGACAACUCCAACACUUCAGCUGUAUUGACGGCUACGGAAGCUGUUGGAUACGAUCCCGGUAGCUUGGAUGAACUUGUAGCCAAAUUACAUGAAAUCUACUUAAAGAAUGUAAAACCUCUUGAGGAUAUGUAUAAGUACGAUUUGUUUCGUCCAAGUUGGUUUGAAGAGACUAUUCUUAAUCAAAAACCUUUUAUUACAUUCUUUGGUCCUUGGUCUGCUGGGAAAAGUACAUUUAUCAAUCACCUUUUACAAGAUAAUUAUCUCUGGACAGGGCCACAACCAACAACGGCUGAGUUUACUGUUGUGGUUUAUGGUGAAGAGGUGAGUCCAAUUAACGGUCAUGUUCUCGCUAAUACGAAAAAUCUUCCUUUUAAAGGAUUAACAGAAUUUGGAGAAUCUUUUCUUGAAAACUUUCAGGGUUUACAAGUUCCACAUGAACUCUUAAAACGUGUUACCUUGAUUGAUACCCCUGGUGUACUUGAGAGUGCUAAAGAUAUACGUGAACGAAGAUUUGAUUAUAUUAAAGUAAGUCGUUGGUUUGCAGAACGUAGUGAUCUCAUUUUUGUACUUUUUGAUCCUUCAAAACUGGAUGCUGGUAUUGAAUUAAAAAUGAUGUUUAAACACGCUUUUCGUGGAAUGGAGGGAAAGGUACGCAUUGUAUUGAAUAAGGCGGAUAGUGUUAAUACACAAGAACUUAUGCGAGUCUAUGGAAGUCUAUUUUGGAAUUUAUCCAAUUUUAUUAACUGUACAGAACCUCCACGUGUAUAUGUAGGAAGUUUUUGGGAUCAACCAUACAAAGAAGGGACAUUUACUUUACUCUUUACAGAAGAGAAGACAGACUUAUUACAUGAAAUCAUGGAAGUUGUACCUCAACAAGCACGUGAUAGGAAAGUAGCAAGUCUUAUUAAACGUGCAAAAGAAGUUUUGGUACAUGCCCUUAUAGUAGGUGGAAUGCGAUCGGAAUUACCAAUUCUAUUUGGUAAAGAAAAAGCAAAACGAAAGGCACUUGAUAAUUUACAAAAAACAUAUGAAGUAAUGGCAUCUAAAUACAAAAUGAAUUGGAAAGAUUUUCCUCCAGUUGAAGAGUAUCGUACUUUUUUGGAUAAAUUUGAUUUGGAAAAAUUUCCUGAACUGGAGAAGGCAGAAAAAGAUGGUCGUAUUAGCAAUCUCCAAAAAUGUAUUGAUACAGUUCUUCCUUCUUUACUGCGGCCUGUGAAGAAAACGGCAGCGGCAGAUCCGAGAAAUAAAGCCGAACGUGAACAACUUCAGCAGAUGUACUACAGUGGUGUGCGCUCCCAGUAUGAGGGACGGGAUGGAAAACAGGGAAGUAGUGAUGUUGUGCAUCCAUCACUCCGCACUAGUGCUGUGCAGUCAUCUGCGGGAAAUUACAACAACAACAACAACAACAACAACAACACAGCAGCAACAACAACAACAACAACAACGCAACCGGCCGCAGUGAACACAAACACCAAUACUAAUACUAAUACUAAUACUACUGCUGUAUCUAAUGAUCAGGCACAAAUGCUCAUGGGAAUGAUGAUGCAGAUGUUACAACAACAACAACAACAACAACAACAGCAACAAGGGAUGGAUGCACUUUCUCCUCCAAUUAAACGUGAGGAAGAGGUGGACUGA
Trypanosoma theileri is the source of this 1647-nucleotide messenger RNA. RefSeq names its product sarcoplasmic reticulum glycoprotein. The transcript has a single exon. The record is from RefSeq and is a predicted model, not a curated record. Lineage: Eukaryota; Euglenozoa; Kinetoplastea; Trypanosomatida; Trypanosomatidae. Gene Ontology annotation, molecular function: GTP binding. Bases 1 to 1647 code for a protein of 548 amino acids.